AUGGAGGCUGUCAACGGCCUCAAGGCCGCCCUCGAGCGCAUCGUCCUCGACCCUCGCUACCAUGACAUUCUCGCCGUCCUCAAGGGCGCCCGCAACGGUGCCGUCUACGGCACCAAAGUCCGCUUCCCCCACGCCCUCGUCAUGAUCUUCCUCUUCCGCUCCGGCACCCUCCGCGAGAAGGCCGGCCUCGUGUUCCGCGCCACGCGCACCCACGCCCGCAACCUCGCCAAGUUCGCCACCAUCUACAAGCUCACCAUGCUCCUCCUCAAGCACUACGGCCCGACGCCGGGCAAGGAGGGCCCCCACGACGCGCUCCUCGCCGGCGCCCUCGGCGGCUACCUCGUCUUCGGCGGCCGCGGCGCCCGCUCCGGCCGCAUCCCCAGCGUCAACCAGCAGAUCGUCGUCUACGUCUUCGCCCGCGUCGUCCUCGCCCUCGCGCGCCUCGCCGUCAAGCCCGGCGCCGGCCUGCCGCGCGUCAGCGAGCCCGCCGCCAGCGCCCGCAUCAGCCACUACGCCUGGCCCGUCUUCGCGAGCGGCAGCUGGGCCAUGGUCAUGUAUAUCUUCCGCUGGCACCCCGAGGACCUGCAGUCGAGCCUGCGCAGCAGCAUGACGUACAUCUACAAGCAGAGCGACGACUGGGAUUCGUUGCGGAACUUUGCCUGGCACAACCAGUGA
This is a messenger RNA of Verticillium nonalfalfae, 675 nucleotides long. RefSeq lists its product as uncharacterized. Gene Ontology annotation, cellular component: peroxisomal membrane. The transcript has 3 exons. The record is from RefSeq and is a predicted model, not a curated record. Bases 1 to 675 code for a protein of 224 amino acids. NCBI's taxonomy places the organism in Eukaryota, Fungi, Ascomycota, Sordariomycetes, Glomerellales, Plectosphaerellaceae.